AUGGAGGACAAUCGUCUCCUUCACCAGAGGCGUCUCCAUGGAGGACAAUCGUCUCCUUCACCAGAGGCGUCUCCAUGGAGGACAAUCGUCUCCUUCACCAGAGGCGUCUCCAUGGAGGACAAUCGUCUCCUUCACCAGAGGCGUCUCCAUGGAGGACAAUCGUCUCCUUCACCAGAGGCGUCUCCAUGGAGGACAAUCGUCUCCUUCACCAGAGGCGUCUCCAUGGAGGACAAUCGUCUCCUUCACCAGAGGCGUCUCCAUGGAGGACAAUCGUCUCCUUCACCAGAGGCGUCUCCAUGGAGGACAAUCGUCUCCUUCACCAGAGGCGUCUCCAUGGAGGACAAUCGUCUCCUUCACCAGAGGCGUCUCCAUGGAGGACAAUCGUCUCCUUCACCAGAGGCGUCUCCAUGGAGGACAAUCGUCUCCUUCACCAGAGGCGUCUCCAUGGAGGACAAUCGUCUCCUUCACCAGAGGCGUCUCCAUGGAGGACAAUCGUCUCCUUCACCAGAGGCGUCUCCAUGGAGGACAAUCGUCUCCUUCACCAGAGGCGUCUCCAUGGAGGACAAUCGUCUCCUUCACCAGAGGCGUCUCCAUGGAGGACAAUCGUCUCCUUCACCAGAGGCGUCUCCAUGGAGGACAAUCGUCUCCUUCACCAGAGGCGUCUCCAUGGAGGACAAUCGUCUCCUUCACCAGAGGCGUCUCCAUGGAGGACAAUCGUCUCCUUCACCAGAGGCGUCUCCAUGGAGGACAAUCGUCUCCUUCACCAGAGGCGUCUCCAUGGAGGACAAUCGUCUCCUUCACCAGAGGCGUCUCCAUGGAGGACAAUCGUCUCCUUCACCAGAGGCGUCUCCAUGGAGGACAAUCGUCUCCUUCACCAGAGGCGUCUCCAUGGAGGACAAUCGUCUCCUUCACCAGAGGCGUCUCCAUGGAGGACAAUCGUCUCCUUCACCAGAGGCGUCUCCAUGGAGGACAAUCGUCUCCUUCACCAGAGGCGUCUCCAUGGAGGACAAUCGUCUCCUUCACCAGAGGCGUCUCCAUGGAGGACAAUCGUCUCCUUCACCAGAGGCGUCUCCAUGGAGGACAAUCGUCUCCUUCACCAGAGGCGUCUCCAUGGAGGACAAUCGUCUCCUUCACCAGAGGCGUCUCCAUGGAGGACAAUCGUCUCCUCACCAGAGGCGUCUCCAUGGAGGACAAUCUCUCCUUCACCAGAGGCGUCUCCAUGGAGGACAAUCGUCUCCUUCACCAGAGGCGUCUCCAUGGAGGACAAUCGUCUCCUUCACCAGAGGCGUCUCCAUGGAGGACAAUCGUCUCCUUCACCAGAGGCGUCUCCAUGGAGGACAAUCGUCUCCUUCACCAGAGGCGUCUCCAUGGAGGACAAUCGUCUCCUUCACCAGAGGCGUCUCCAUGGAGGACAAUCGUCUCCUUCACCAGAGGCGUCUCCAUGGAGGACAAUCGUCUCCUUCACCAGAGGCGUCUCCAUGGAGGACAAUCGUCUCCUUCACCAGAGGCGUCUCCAUGGAGGACAAUCGUCUCCUUCACCAGAGGCGUCUCCUGAGGACAAUCGUCUCCUUCACCAGAGGCGUCUCCAUGGAGGACAAUCGUCUCCUUCACCAGAGGCGUCUCCAUGGAGGACAAUCGUCUCCUUCACCAGAGGCGUCUCCAUGGAGGACAAUCGUCUCCUUCACCAGAGGCGUCUCCAUGGAGGACAAUCGUCUCCUUCACCAGAGGCGUCUCCAUGUGUGGGACUAA
This is a messenger RNA of Knipowitschia caucasica, 1749 nucleotides long. NCBI's taxonomy places the organism in Eukaryota, Metazoa, Chordata, Actinopteri, Gobiiformes, Gobiidae. The record is from the annotation of a GenBank genome assembly.